This is a messenger RNA of Euleptes europaea (tarantolino), 1658 nucleotides long. Its product is annotated as uridine-cytidine kinase-like 1. The transcript is spliced from 15 exons. The coding region runs from base 39 to 1622 and encodes 527 amino acids. NCBI's taxonomy places the organism in Eukaryota, Metazoa, Chordata, Lepidosauria, Squamata, Sphaerodactylidae. The record is from RefSeq and is a predicted model, not a curated record. Gene Ontology annotation, molecular function: kinase activity; ATP binding. Gene Ontology annotation, cellular component: cytoplasm.
GCGGCUGCAGGUGGAGGAGUGGCGGGAGUGCGGCCAAGAUGGCGGCUCCGGGCGGCGCUGCUGAGGAGGCGCGGCGUGGCAGCGGGAGGAGGGAUGACUCGCUGGAUACUCUCCUCUCCUGCCUGCCCCUCACCCCCUCGCUUUCCCCACGGAAAAGGACCACAAGCCAGUCAAAGACGGAACCACCACUGCUCAGGACCAGCAAGCGGACCAUCUACACGGCAGGGCGGCCCCCCUGGUACAAUGAGACGGGCACACCUUUCAAGGAGGCCUUUGUGAUCGGCUUGUGUGGUGGAAGUGCAUCAGGCAAGACCACAGUUGCCAAUAAAAUCAUCGAAGCUUUGGAUGUGCCUUGGGUGGUGCUUCUCUCUAUGGACAGCUUUUACAAGGUGCUGAACAAGGAGCAGCAGCAGCAGGCUGCCUGUAACAAGUACAAUUUUGACCACCCUGACGCCUUUGACUUUGACCUGCUGAUCAGUGUCUUAAGGAAACUCAAAGAGGGAAAGAGUGUUAAAGUUCCUGUAUAUGAUUUCAUCACACACAGUCGGCGCAAGGAGUGGAAAACUAUCUAUGGGGCCAAUGUCAUUGUCUUUGAAGGGAUCCUGUCCUUUGCCAAUAAGGAGCUUCUUCAGCUCCUGGACAUGAAGGUGUUUGUGGAUACGGACUCGGACAUCCGACUGGUACGGCGGCUGAAGCGGGACAUCAUGGAGCGCGGGCGGGACGUGGUGGGCGUCAUCAAGCAGUACAGCAAAUUUGUGAAACCGUCCUUCGAGCAAUACAUUGAACCCACUAUGCAGGCAGCAGACAUCGUUGUACCCCGGGGUGGAGAGAACUUUGUUGCUCUGGACUUGAUCGUUCAGCAUGUGCACAGCCAGCUGGAGAAGAGGAAGCUACGCUGGCAUAUAGCAGCCUUGGCCUCAGCCCACCAGGGACAGCCGUUGCCAAAAACGCUGAGCGUCCUGGAGAGCACGCCGCAAGUCCGUGGGAUGCACACCAUCAUCAGGAACAAAGAUACCACCAGGGAUGAGUUCAUCUUCUACUCCAAGCGUCUUAUGCGCCUGCUGAUAGAGCACGCCCUCUCCUUCCUGCCACUCAAGCCAGUGACCGUGGAAACACCGCAGGGGACUGUCUACGAGGGGAAACGUUUCCACAGGCAGCGGAUCACCGGCGUCUCCAUCCUGCGCGCAGGCGAGACCAUGGAGCAAGCCCUCACAGCCGUCUGCAAAGACAUCCGCUUGGGCAAGAUCCUCAUCCAGACCAACCAUGACACAGGGGAACCUGAGCUGCACUACCUCCGGCUGCCCAAGGAGAUCAGUGAGGAUUACGUCAUCUUGAUGGACAGCACUGUGUCCACAGGGGCUGCUGCCAUGAUGGCCGUGCGGGUGCUGCUUGACCAUGACGUGCAAGAGGACAAGAUCUUCCUCCUUUCACUGCUGAUGGCUGAGAUGGGGGUCCAUUCAGUGGCCUAUGCCUUCCCCCGUGUACGUAUCAUUACCACGGCAGUGGACAAGAGCGUCAACGAGGAGUUCCACAUUAUCCCUGGCAUUGGCAACUUUGGAGACAGAUACUUUGGCACUGAUAGUACCACGGGUUGGUACGAGAGUGACGGCGUGGACUGCUGAGCUCGUUUGGCGGAACAGCACUUCAUCUCUUUGGUG